AUGCUCUCUUUUGCGUACUUGGGCGCAUUAGUCGCCGUGGUUGCGCCAGUAAUUGCUGCACCCACCAGCAUUCUCAUUCCUCGCGACAUCUCGUCCGACGUGCUGAGUGAGUUGACUCUGUUCGCGGAGUACUCGGCUGCUGCGUACUGUACCAGCAACUUUGGCGGCAGUAACGGCGCCGAUGUGACUUGCUCCGCGGGUAACUGCCCAGAGGUGCAAUCGGCUGGGGCUACUCUUUUGUACGAGUUUGACCUGUCCAACGACUUUGGCGAUACCACUGGCUAUCUCGCUGUGGACAACACCAACCAGCUUAUUGUGCUGGCAUUCCGUGGCUCUUCUGACAUCUCUAACUGGGUCGCAAACCUGGACUAUGACCUGACCGAUGUCGACCUGUGUGAUGGCUGUCAGGCCCACAGCGGAUGGUGGAGCGCGUGGGGAUCUGGCGCGAACGAUAUCACGGCCCAGGUCCAAUCUGCGCAAAGCACUUACCCUGGAUACAAGCUCGUUGUCACUGGCCACAGUCUUGGCGGGGCCAUUGCCGCUCUUGGAGGAAGUGCUCUGCGCAAUGCUGGAUACCAGCUCGACCUGUACACCUAUGGCCAGCCCCGCGUAGGAAACAAGGCACUGGCUGAGUAUUUGACUAACCAGGCUGACUACUGGCGUGUGACCCAUGAGAACGACAUCGUGCCCCGUUUGCCCCCCGAGUCCUUCGGCUUUUCUCACGCCAGCCCUGAAUUCUGGAUCACCAGCGACAACGGUGUCACCCCUACCACCUCCGAUGUCCAGGAGAUCGAGGGCAUUGAUUCCAAUGCUGGAAACACUGGCGAGGCCAUCCCCUCCAUUGACGCCCACAAGUUCUAUAUUAUCGCAAUUUCUGCGUGCUCCUAG
Penicillium chermesinum is the source of this 888-nucleotide messenger RNA. Its product is annotated as lipase family protein. Lineage: Eukaryota; Fungi; Ascomycota; Eurotiomycetes; Eurotiales; Aspergillaceae. Gene Ontology annotation, biological process: lipid catabolic process. The transcript is spliced from 4 exons. The record is from RefSeq and is a predicted model, not a curated record. The coding region runs from base 1 to 888 and encodes 295 amino acids.